This is a messenger RNA of Agrilus planipennis (emerald ash borer), 2768 nucleotides long. RefSeq names its product furin-like protease 1. Lineage: Eukaryota; Metazoa; Arthropoda; Insecta; Coleoptera; Buprestidae. Gene Ontology annotation, molecular function: serine-type endopeptidase activity. Bases 359 to 2698 code for a protein of 779 amino acids. Gene Ontology annotation, cellular component: trans-Golgi network; Golgi membrane. The transcript has 11 exons. The record is from RefSeq and is a predicted model, not a curated record. Gene Ontology annotation, biological process: peptide hormone processing.
ACAGUUGUGAUCAUAGAUAAAGUUGUGAUGGUUGUGAUUUUGUUGUCGUGUGGUGGGUUGUACGCAUUGUAACUAUGCAUUGUACGUCAAACGCCAUGCAGGAUUACGCAUGUGAUAGUGUAAUAUAUGCAAGAAUAAUCCAGUAAUGGACUGUGUAUUGCAUGAGAGUUUUUACAACACUUCCGAACCAGAAAUCACAUGGAAUGAUGUUAAGGAUCGACCAUUGUUCGAUAAAAAAAAUAAAGUGUUGCCGUGUGAUAUUUUUUCGCAAAUAGUUUUAUUUACAUUAAUGCAAGUAUGACAAAUAGUUAAUAAUAAAAAAACACGACCGUAGUAGAAGGAAUUGAUUAAUCGAACGAUGAUAAAGUUCUACUAUUAUGUUUCCUGUGUUGUGUUUCACGUGUCUUUUGGACAUUACACACAUCAGUGGGCUGUUCAUGUACUCGGAGGAAAAGAAGUAGCCGACAAAUUAGCACAAGAUCAUGGAUUUAGAAAUUUAGGAGAGAUUUUUCCUGACUACUAUCACUUUGAACAUCCGAAGAUGACUAAACGAUCUCUCGGACCUGACAUACAGAGAAAGACUUCGUUAAGUGUAGAUACUCGAGUUCUUUGGGCCGAACAACAAGUAGCUAAAAAAAGAAUUAAAAGAGAUUAUAAACUUCAGGACUCUGACCCACGUUGGCCGAACAUGUGGUAUUUGAAUCGUGGCAAUGGUCUAGAUAUGAAUGUCAUUCCAGCCUGGUUAGAUGGUAUUACUGGAAAAGGAGCAGUUGUAACUAUUUUAGACGAUGGUUUAGAAAAGGACCAUCCAGACUUGAGUCAAAAUUAUGAUCCUAUGGCAUCCUACGAUGUAAAUGAUCAAGAUUCUGAUCCUAGUCCUCGAUAUGACAUGAUCGACUCCAAUAGGCAUGGAACAAGAUGUGCUGGUGAAGUGGCUGCUGUAAGUAAUAAUUCAAUUUGCGCUCUUGGAGUGGCACAUGGUGCUCAAGUAGGAGGAGUCAGGAUGCUAGAUGGAGAUGUUACCGAUGCCGUAGAAGCUAGAUCGCUUAGUUAUAAUCCACAACACAUUGAUAUUUAUAGUGCUUCUUGGGGACCUGAUGAUGACGGGAAAACAGUCGAUGGACCUGGUGAAUUUGCCACAAGAGCCUUCAUGGAAGGAGUAACAAAGGGUCGCAAUGGCAAGGGGUCAAUAUUUGUUUGGGCAUCUGGAAAUGGCGGUAGAGACCACGACAAUUGUAAUUGUGACGGAUAUACGAACUCUAUUUAUACUCUUUCAAUAUCCAGUGCUACAGAACAUGGUCAUGUACCUUGGUACAGUGAAGCAUGUAGUUCAACAUUGGCUUCAACGUACAGUAGCGGCGCAGUUGAAGAGAGACAAGUAGUUACCACUGACCUGCAUCAUUCAUGUACUAGUAGUCAUACUGGAACCAGUGCUUCUGCCCCCUUAGCUGCCGGAAUUUGUGCGCUAGCGUUGGAAGCAAACCCAAAUCUUACUUGGCGUGACAUGCAGCACAUAGUUGUUCGAACUGCACGACCUCAAAAUCUUAUUGCAUCUGAUUGGAAAAUUAAUGGGGUUGGAAGAAACGUAUCCCAUAGUUUUGGUUAUGGUCUAAUGGAUGCUUAUGCCAUGGUUCAACUAGCAAAACGAUGGAUUACUGUACCUGAACAACUUAAGUGUGAAAAAAGCGCGCCGCAUGGUCAAAAGAUAAUACCUGCUAAGAGUGUCGUUAAAUUGCAACUUGAAGUGAAGGAAUGUGAGGGUAUUAAACUUUUAGAGCACGUUCAAGCUAAACUUACCAUUAUCUCUCAAAGACGAGGAGAUCUCAGGAUUCAAUUGAUUUCUCCUAUGGGUACCAGGGUAAUGUUAUUAGCACACAGAGCUAAUGAUAUGUCUAAAGCUGGUUUUAAUCAUUGGCCUUUUAUGUCAGUUCAUUCCUGGGGAGAAUCACCUCUGGGAAUUUGGCAGCUGGAAAUACACAAUGAUGACCGAUUGUUAGAUGCAGAAGUGCGUGCAUGGGAUUUGAUAUUAUAUGGGACAGCAACUGCUAUAGCUAUUGAUAACAAAAAUACAAAUGCAAAACCCUCUACUACCGAAACAUUUGAGCACAAUUCAAUAGAUGAAUUCAAUGAAAGAAUUGAGAUGAAAAAAAAUACCACAAAUGUUGAACACAGCGUUAGCAUGGUAGCAUCAUCAUCAUCAGAUUGUGUAAAAUCAAAUGGACGUUUUUGUUUAGAGUGUUCGUUAGAAUAUGUGUUACAUAAGGGAAAAUGUUUGGAGAGAUGUCCGAAUCAAUUUUAUUCAAGCGCAUUAGAAAUGAGUAAUGGGGCAAAUAAAAAUUAUGAAAAGGUAAGUGAAAGAGGCCGUGUUUGUUUACCUUGUCAUUAUACAUGUAAAAUGUGUGUGGGUUCAAACGAUUAUCAAUGCGUACAAUGCUUCCCUGAUGCAACUUUAGUCAAUAUUAGUAACUGGGAGUCUUAUUGUUACUCAUCACGUAUAAUAGGAAACAUUACCGCUCAGAAAUGGUAUUUCAGAGUAUAUAUUUUAUUGUGGAUAAUAUUAAGUGGACUACUUAUUGUAAUUAUAUAUUUUUUAAUACCAAAACGUAAAGAACGUAUUGAUUUUGAUGUGAUAGAAAAUAUUAGAGGUAUGGAAAAACAUGUCAAAAGUGCAGUGUACAGUGACAGCGAUGGUGAAUAAUAUUAAACAUAUAUGUAGAAUCUUUCUGUAAAUAAUUUUUAAUCGAACCCAUAAAUGUAUUUUAAUUAUC